AUGCCGCGACCCACCAACACAGACAGCAUUUUUAAGAAGAAUGAGCAAGUGGUUGGACGCCCUGCCACGACAGAUCACGACAUCAACGACGAAUACUUCCGCAAGCCACCUUCCAAUCACACUGAGGGAAAUGCCCUUGAUAUUAAGGGUAGACAGUAUCUCAGCCGAGACGAUAUGAAACGUGAGGAGCGGGAAAGCAAGUCUUCCACUACGGCCCCGACUAGAAUCACGAAGACAGACGAAUUGGCAGAGUCUGUCUCCGAGGAUGACGCACUCCAUCGCAGGACUACCUUUCAGGAUGUCGAAGAAAUCUAG
Molecule: messenger RNA, 315 nt
Organism: Psilocybe cubensis
Lineage: Eukaryota; Fungi; Basidiomycota; Agaricomycetes; Agaricales; Agrocybaceae
Exons: 2
Coding region: 1-315 (104 amino acids)
Source: RefSeq, a predicted model, not a curated record